AUGAACCGAGACUGCCAGAAGGCCGACUGGAAGGCACACAAGAAGGUCUGCAGCAAGCAAGCUGGGUUUGCUUCUGCGUUUGGGUCUGGAAAUGAGGGCCUGUCUCCGCCCAAGGGACUAGACGAGCCCAUCCCCGACCUAUUCACUCGUCUGGACAAUGGCACCUACCUCCACAAUCGUCCAGAGAAGGAUGUGUAUCGACUGCUUCUUGACACAUACCGUCUCCGCGUCGAUGACAUGUACACUCUUGAGGGAGAUGUCGACGAUGGCAACAUCUACGCUGGCCGUGCAGAUAGCCUAAAGGGCUUCAGGCGAUUCACGAGAAAGAUAACCAGGCCCAAGAAGGAACUACUCCCUUCAUAG
This is a messenger RNA of Fusarium falciforme, 363 nucleotides long. RefSeq lists its product as hypothetical. NCBI's taxonomy places the organism in Eukaryota, Fungi, Ascomycota, Sordariomycetes, Hypocreales, Nectriaceae. The coding region runs from base 1 to 363 and encodes 120 amino acids. The transcript is spliced from 2 exons. The record is from RefSeq and is a predicted model, not a curated record.